AUGUCAACCUCUCCGGUUAAAAAGUUUAGGGGUAGCAUGUUCCACAAGUUGAAACCAUUUAAGGGGAGUAACUCAAUCCCAUUUUUUGAUAUUGGAUCGUCUGGUACUCAAGAACUUCCAACGUUACAUGCUUGGACCAAGGAUCAUCCUGCCAACCAAGUUAUUGGAAACCCUAAUGUUGGUGUUCAAACUCCAUCUGCUGCAAGUGUUCAAAACGAAUGUCAUUUCUCAUCAUUUAUAUCCAUGGUUAAACCCAAAUCCCUUAAGGCAGCAUUAGAGAAUGUUAACUGGAUUACAACCAUGCAAGAAGAAUUAGCAGAAUUCGAUAAAAAUGAAGUAUGGACUCCCGUGCCUCCUCCUUUAGAUUACCCUAUUGUUGAUUCAUCAAUGGUUGCUGACUUUGCAAAACUAAUGGUAAAUCGAUUCCAAAAGAGCAUGAAUCGGGAGUUAAGCUUCUUUCUUGGUCUCCAAGUCAAACAGACUAACAGAAGGAUUUGCAUUCACCAAGAGAAGUACAUUUUGGAACUAAUCAAAAAGUACUUAAUGGACACCUAUGCCUCAGCGAAGCAAGUCGUCAGACUUUAUGUUUGCAACAAGUUUGUGUGCCAGAUUUCAAGUCAACCCAAAGAUGUCUCAUCUCUUGGCUGUGAAACAAAUAUUCCGAUACCUCAAAGUGGUCUUCAACUUGAGAGAAAAAGCACAUCAGGUGGCUGUCAAUUUUUAAGUGGUCGUUUCGUCAGUUGGUCAUACAAGAAAAAGAAAUGCAUUGCAGUCUCUAAAACCGAAGCAGAAUACAUUGUUGUUGCCAGCUAUACCUCUCAAGUUAUGUGGAUGAAGUCUCAAAUCUUUGAUUAUGGUUAUCAUUUUCAACACAUUCUUAUUUAUUGUGAUUCUCAAAGUGCCAUUUCCAUUUCACACAAUCCAAUUAAACACUCCAUGACGAAGCACAUUGACAUACAUUACCAUUUCAUAAAAGACCAUGUUUUAAAUGGCAACAUUGAACUCAUUUUUGUUCCAUCUGACGAUGAGAUUGUUGAUGUCUUCACUAAAGAAUUAGACGAAACCAAGUUCAAUGGUUUUUUGAACAAGAUGGGCAUGAUGAGGCUAGAUCCUCAGUUCUUUCUAGAGACUUGA
Molecule: messenger RNA, 1134 nt
Organism: Lactuca sativa (garden lettuce)
Lineage: Eukaryota; Viridiplantae; Streptophyta; Magnoliopsida; Asterales; Asteraceae
Source: RefSeq, a predicted model, not a curated record